Messenger RNA from Contarinia nasturtii (swede midge), 4464 nucleotides. It is a transcript of the gene kcc, whose product is annotated as solute carrier family 12 member 4. The transcript has 25 exons. Gene Ontology annotation, cellular component: membrane. Bases 565 to 3912 code for a protein of 1115 amino acids. Gene Ontology annotation, biological process: potassium ion homeostasis; cell volume homeostasis; chloride ion homeostasis. Gene Ontology annotation, molecular function: potassium:chloride symporter activity. NCBI's taxonomy places the organism in Eukaryota, Metazoa, Arthropoda, Insecta, Diptera, Cecidomyiidae. The record is from RefSeq and is a predicted model, not a curated record.
AGCUUUCAUUUCAGUAGACCUCUGACGUCAACGACGAAUGUGUUGAAAUUUUAUUGUACUCGCUCUUCUCGCUGCAGUCUACUAACCGAAAUAAGUAAAAAGCGAAGUUGACGAAAGAGUAAAAAAACAGAUAUUAUAUGAAAAUAAAGAACGGAGUUUGUAACGAGUUUUGUGUUAUGUGUGUUUAAUACAAUUGUCAUUGUGGUAUCAAUGCAAACGCGAGAAAAACUGAGAGCCAAGUAAACAAAAACACACACAGCAGUUCACACACAAAACCAUCCUCCCGGCGCUCAUUCAACGAAAACAACAACAAAAUUUGUAUUUGAUAACAACAAAAGAAGAAGAAAACGCAUACCUCCUCAAACGCAAAGAAAAUAAGUAGAAACGACGAAAAUAAAUACAACACACACAAAAAACAGUAUUCUCAUCUGUUCGACUUUUGUCAACAUACGGGUUUUACAUAUAUAUAUAUAUAUUUGGUGUUGUCAAUAGACAUUCUCAUUUUGUGUGUGCGUGUGUGUGUUUAGCUGUGUGUGAUUUAGAAUAAACGAAAUACGAAGGCAAAUGGCGAACAACGAAAAAGCGCCAACUGCUGCUGGUGGCGGCGGCGGUGGUGACAGCAAACCAUCGCCCAGCAAAUCAGCAGGAGAGGCAACCGAUGAUCAGCCAUUCGUUCCGAACAAUGAAAAACCAACGGAAUACGAUCCCAAUUUGUAUCUUUAUUCGGAUGAGAUUGACACUCGCCCUCAAGUAUCAACGUUCAUACAGACGUUUAAUAGCUACCAAAAUACGAUUCCAGCUGCUACAGAUCCAGAUGCAAAACCUCCGCCACCUGCAGCCCGAAUGGGCACACUGAUCGGUGUAUUUCUACCAUGCAUUCAAAAUAUAUUUGGUGUCAUUCUAUUUAUUCGUUUAACAUGGGUCGUUGGAACGGCUGGUGCUAUUUGUGGUUUCCUCAUCGUCCUUAUCUGCUGUUGUGUGACAAUGUUAACGGCUAUUUCAAUGUCAGCAAUUGCUACAAAUGGCGUGGUGCCGGCUGGUGGGAGCUACUUCAUGAUAUCCAGAUCGUUGGGACCUGAAUUUGGUGGUGCGGUCGGACUGCUAUUCUAUACGGGUACAACACUAGCAGCGGCUAUGUACAUUGUUGGUGCCGUUGAAAUUGUGCUGACCUAUAUGGCUCCAUUUGCGGCGAUAUUUGUUGAUAAAGUGGAUCUUGAAGGUGCGAUGCACAACAAUUUCCGUGUCUAUGGAACAAUUUUACUCUAUUUAAUGGGAACGAUUGUAUUUGUUGGCGUAAAGUUCGUGAAUAAAUUUGCUGCCGUUGCAUUAACUUGUGUUAUUUGUUCCAUAAUUGCCGUUUAUGUUGGUAUUUUUGAUAAUUUUAAUGGCAACGAUAAACUUUACAUGUGCGUACUUGGGAAACGAUUGCUUAAAGACAUUCCGCUUGAUGGCUGCCACAAAAAUUCAACCGGUAAUCUGUACAAGUUAUUCUGUAAAGAUAACCAAUGUGAUCCAUAUUUCCAGAGUCACAAUGUGUCAAUUGUAAAAGGUAUUAAAGGCUUGGCAAGUGGUGUGUUCUUCGAUAAUAUUUACCCAUCAUUCCUGGAAAAAUUCCAAUUCGUUGCGUACGGAAGUGAUCCCGAAGAUUAUGAACGUCUAUCACAAAAUUACAAUCAAAUUUAUGCGGAUAUCACAACAACAUUUACGAUUUUGAUAGGCAUUUUCUUCCCGUCUGUAACUGGUAUUAUGGCUGGAUCAAAUCGUUCGGGUGAUUUGGCUGAUGCACAAAAGAGUAUACCAAUUGGUACAAUUUGUGCAAUUUUGACCACAAGCACCGUGUAUUUAUCUUCCGUCCUUCUAUUUGCUGGCACUGUUGACAAUCUACUAUUACGUGAUAAAUUUGGAGCAUCGAUUGGUGGUAAAUUGGUUGUUGCAAAUAUGGCUUGGCCAAAUGAAUGGGUCAUAUUGAUUGGUUCAUUUUUGUCAACACUUGGCGCUGGUUUACAAAGUUUAACCGGUGCACCGCGCUUACUUCAAGCAAUUGCCAGAGACGAGACGGUACCAUUUUUAGCACCGUUUGCUGUAUCGUCGAAACGUGGCGAACCAACCCGAGCACUUAUCUUAACGUUGUGCAUUUGCCAAUGUGGCAUUUUACUUGGUAAUGUGGAUAUUUUGGCACCGUUGCUAUCGAUGUUCUUCUUGAUGUGCUACGGUUUUGUGAACUUGGCCUGUGCCGUACAAACACUAUUGCGAACACCAAAUUGGCGACCUCGUUUCAAAUUCUAUCAUUGGUCAUUGUCAUUGUUUGCUGUAUGCUUGUGCGUUUCCAUAAUGUUCAUGACAUCGUGGUAUAUGGCACUGCUGGCGAUGACAAUGGCCGUUAUUAUUUAUAAAUACAUCGAAUACCGAGGAGCUGAAAAGGAAUGGGGUGAUGGUAUUCGUGGUAUGUCACUUACCGCCGCUCGAUAUGCUCUACUUCGUUUGGAAGAAGCUGAACCGCAUACCAAGAAUUGGCGACCACAAAUUUUGAUAUUGGUUAAACCGACCGAUGAAAAUUUACCAAAAUAUCGUAAACUAUUUUCAUUUGCAUCGCAACUUAAAGCGGGCAAAGGAUUAACGGUAUGCGUAUCGGUUGUCAAUGGCGAAUACACGAAGAAGGCAAAUAAAGCCGCCGAAACCAAGCAAAAUAUUCGUCGCAUUAUGGAAGAGGAACGAGUUAAGGGUUUCGUUGAUGUACUUGUCUCACGUAACACCGUCGAUGGAUUAUCUUCAAUCGUUCAAACAUGUGGUUUGGGUGGCUUGAAACCGAAUACAGUCAUUCUUGGUUGGCCAUACGGUUGGCGUCAAAGUGAACAUGAUCGCACAUGGAAAGCAUUCUUGGAAACGUGCCGAGUGUGCGCCUCAUCUCGAAUGGCACUUGUUAUUCCAAAAGGCAUCAACUUCUUUCCCGAUUCCACUGAAAAGAUCAAAGGUUACAUCGAUAUUUGGUGGAUUGUUCAUGAUGGUGGUUUGUUAAUGUUGUUGCCAUUCCUAUUGAAACAGCAUCGUACCUGGAAAAAUUGUAAAUUGCGCAUUUUCACCGUUGCUCAAAUCGAAGACAAUUCUAUUCAAAUGAAAAAAGACCUGAAGACAUUCCUCUAUCAUUUGCGCAUCGAAGCCGAAGUAGAAGUUGUUGAAAUGAUGAAUAGUGAUAUAUCGGCAUACACUUACGAACGAACGCUCAUGAUGGAACAACGAAAUCAAAUGCUUCGAGAGUUGCGAUUGAACAAAAAAGAGAGUCUCGGUGUGGUGCAAGCCUUGGUGGAUUUCAGCGAAGCAAGCGGAGAGGAUAGUGUUCCUUUGGUGCAAACAAUUGUCGAUCAUCAUCAUGCCAGCGACCAAAAAUCAGCAACCAAAGUUCGUUUCUCCGAACCUGGCGACGAAAAAGAUACCACCGAUGAGGAUGGAAAGGAAAGUGAUUCCAAUAAAGAUGCUGAAAAAGGUUCAGCUGAAUAUAAUACAGAGAAAGAAGCGGCUGAUAGCGGUGAAAAAGAUUCGGACAGCAACAAUAUAAGCAAUCAUUCAUCGCCAAACAAGCCCGCACAGAAGGAAAUCAAUGAAAAGGACGAACUAAAAUCCAACGAAAAAGAUUUCGACAAGCAAUCGGACAAUGAAGAGAAUUCAAAACAAAGCAUAAAACCGGAUGAAGACAAUGUGCGUCGUAUGCACACGGCAGUUAAAUUGAAUGAAGUAAUUGUAAACAAAUCACACGAUGCCCAAUUGGUCAUUUUGAAUUUACCCGGACCGCCAAGAGACACACGAUUAGAGCGAGAAAGCAACUAUAUGGAAUUCUUAGAAGUGUUGACCGAAGGCCUAGAACGUGUUUUGAUGGUGCGAGGUGGUGGCCGAGAAGUGAUCACCAUUUAUUCUUAAAUUGGCCAUUUGUUGAUGUGUUGCAAAUGGUCGUGUUACAUGUAAUCAAUGAAUGAAAUUCGAGGAGAAUCAAAUUACUUCAAACACACAUUAGGGAUACAAAAAAGACAAAAUAAAUUAACACAAACAGCAAAAAAAAUGUAUGAGCGAGCGAGCAACAUAGAGAAAGAACCUUUUGAAAAAGUUAACGUCGAACUAACAAUUUAUAUAUAUACACAUAUGUGGGCGCAGAGCCGUACAUGCCAAAUCCAAUACUAAAAUCAACUAACCAAAGUAUAUUAAUUUUUAACAUUUCUUUCAAAAUGAACACAAACAACAACAACAACAACAAUUUUUAAAAUAAAAGAAAAUGAUGAAAAGAAAGAAAAUAAAAGCAUUCUAUUGCUUUGUACAAAAAAAGUGAAUAAAUAUAGCCGAAAAAAAAAUUAAAAAAAAAAUCUGUCAAACGAAUCUGUCUGUCCACCUCGGCAGCGAAUCUAAUUCGAUUAAAACAAACAACAACAUUUUAGCAUGCAUCUCAAACAACAACAACAACAACAACAACAACAACAA